GCCAAAGUUCAGCCGCAGGCGACGCCGCCCUCUUUUUUCCUUUUCCCCUUUGGAACCCUACCUCGUCCGAACCCGCCCCUCCUCCUCGCCGAACAAAUGUCCGACCGCCGCCGCGACAAGGAGAGGCCCCGCGAGCGCGGCGGCUACGACCAGCCGCGGGAGCGCGACCACGACGGCCACCGCGACGCCGAACGCCACCGCGACAGCCACCGGGACCGGGACCGGGACCGGGACCGGGACGUCGACCGCCACCGCGACCGGGACCGCGGCCAGGACAAGGAGCGGGACCGGGACCGGGACUACCGCCGCGCCCGGAAGCGCUCCCGCUCCCGCUCCCCCUCCCCCUCGGCCGACAGGGACCGCUCCCGCCGCCGCCGCUCCCACUCCCACUCCCACCGCUCCCGCUCCCCCGACGCCGGCCGCCACAAGCGCCGCCGCGAGGGGUCGCCCGUCGCCGACCCGAAGGAGGACAGGAAGCCGGACCUCCCCUCCGCCCCCAAGGCCGCCGAGGAGGCCGCCCCGGUGGGCGACGGGGACGUGGACGCCGAGGAGAUGGAGAUGAUGAAGAUGAUGGGGAUCCCCGUCGGGUUCGACUCCACCAAGGGCAAGUAUGUCCCCGGCGCCGACGUCAGCGGCGUGCGCGCCGUCACCAAGCGCCAGCCGCGGCAGUACAUGAACCGCAGGGGCGGGUUCAACCGCCCCCUGCCGCCCGAGGUCAACCGCUGAGGAGGAUGGUGUAUCAAUGCAGUAUACCUCGUUGCUGGAUUGCAAACUUGCAGUGGACUUCUAGACUUCUUUGCUGGCCAUAGCAAGGGUUGAGC
This is a messenger RNA of Hordeum vulgare subsp. vulgare (domesticated barley), 821 nucleotides long. RefSeq names its product U4/U6.U5 small nuclear ribonucleoprotein 27 kDa protein. Gene Ontology annotation, cellular component: precatalytic spliceosome. Gene Ontology annotation, biological process: RNA splicing. Bases 97 to 726 code for a protein of 209 amino acids. The transcript has 2 exons. NCBI's taxonomy places the organism in Eukaryota, Viridiplantae, Streptophyta, Magnoliopsida, Poales, Poaceae. The record is from RefSeq and is a predicted model, not a curated record.